Messenger RNA from Neomonachus schauinslandi (Hawaiian monk seal), 1117 nucleotides. It is a transcript of the gene TSSK4, whose product is annotated as testis specific serine kinase 4. NCBI's taxonomy places the organism in Eukaryota, Metazoa, Chordata, Mammalia, Carnivora, Phocidae. Bases 1 to 1020 code for a protein of 339 amino acids. The record is from RefSeq and is a predicted model, not a curated record. The transcript has 4 exons. Gene Ontology annotation, biological process: protein phosphorylation; microtubule cytoskeleton organization; intracellular signal transduction. Gene Ontology annotation, cellular component: cytoplasm. Gene Ontology annotation, molecular function: ATP binding; tau-protein kinase activity; protein serine/threonine kinase activity.
AUGGGGAAGGGAGAUACCUCGGAGGUAGCACCACCUACCUCAGCCUACCGCUCCGUCAUGGAGGACUAUGGUUACGAGGUGGGCAAGGUCAUUGGCAAUGGCUCCUAUGGGACGGUGUAUGAGGCUUACUACACAAAGCAGAAGGUCAUGGUGGCUGUCAAGAUCAUCUCAAAGAAGAAGGCCUCUGAGGACUAUCUUAACAAGUUCCUGCCCCGUGAGAUACAGGUCAUGAAGGUCCUGCGGCACAAGUACCUCAUCAACUUCUACCAGGCCAUCGAAACCACAUCCCGAGUAUACAUCAUUCUGGAGCUGGCUCAGGGCGGUGAUGUCCUUGAGUGGAUACAGCGAUACGGGGCUUGCUCUGAGCCCCUUGCUGGCAAGUGGUUCUCCCAGAUGACCCUGGGCAUCGCCUACCUGCACAGCAAGGGCAUCGUGCACCGCCUGACCCCCAGCCUUUCUGCUGCUGGUAGGGACUUAAAGUUGGAGAACCUGUUGCUGGACAAGCGGGAGAAUGUGAAGAUAUCGGACUUUGGCUUCGCCAAGAUGGUGCCUUCUAACCAGACAGUGCAUAGUAGCCCUUCUUACCGCCAAAUGAACUGCUUUACAAGCCACCUCAGCCAGACCUACUGUGGCAGCUUUGCUUAUGCGUGCCCGGAGAUCUUGCUGGGCUUGCCCUACAACCCUUUCCUGUCUGACACCUGGAGCAUGGGCGUCAUCCUCUACACUCUAGUGGUCGCCCGGCUGCCCUUUGAUGACACCAAUCUCAAGAAGCUGCUGAAAGAGACUCAAAAGGAGGUCACUUUUCCACCUAACUACUCCAUCUCCCAGGAGUGCAAGAACCUGGUCCUCCAGACGCUACGCCAAGCCACCAAGCGUGCCACCAUCCUGGACAUCAUCAAGGAUCCUUGGGUGCUCAAGUUCCAGCCUGAGCAACCCACCCAGGAGAUCAGGCUGCUUGAGGCCAUGUGCCAACCCCCCAGCACCACUAAUCGGCACCAAUCCUUGGAAAUCAAUACCUAAAAAUGGUUGAAGGAAGGGGUUGGAAGAGGAGCAAAGCAGGAGGGUCUGGGGCUAAAAAUCCUUUAUACCAAAAAUAAAUCUAUUUCUGAUUUAGUUU